This is a messenger RNA of Vicia villosa (hairy vetch), 1203 nucleotides long. RefSeq lists its product as uncharacterized. The coding region runs from base 1 to 1203 and encodes 400 amino acids. The transcript has a single exon. The record is from RefSeq and is a predicted model, not a curated record. NCBI's taxonomy places the organism in Eukaryota, Viridiplantae, Streptophyta, Magnoliopsida, Fabales, Fabaceae. Gene Ontology annotation, molecular function: catalytic activity.
AUGAUCAUAGGUUCAUUGAACAUCAGAGGGGGAGGCAGUAGUGCUAAGAGGAGGAGGAUUCAUCAAUUAAUUGUGAAAGGUAAUGCUGAUAUUUUUCUUAUCCAAGAAUCUAAGCUUGUUGCUGUUUCUAAUAGUAUUGCCUUUAGUUUUUGGAGGAGAAGGGAUAUAGGAUUUUCGUUUAUGUUGUUUGUAGGAGCUUUUGGAGGGUUAAUUUCUCUUUGGAAUUCUGAGUCUGUUCAAGUUCUGUGUAGCUUUGGUGGGGAGGAUUAUUUGGGGUUAAAAGUGGUCUGGAUGGAGGAGGUUUUUUACAUAGUUAAUGUCUAUUCGUCUUGCAAUAGUGGGGAGAAAAGGGUGUUAUGGAGGAAGUUACUAGAUUUAAAAUCUAGGUUCUCGGACGGAGAGUGGGUGAUUGCUGGAGACUUCAACGCUGCUAAGAAUAUGAAUGAGAGGAAGGGGAGUUUGGGGAGGUAUAAAGUUAGCGAAGCGAGGGAUUUUUUGGAGUUUAUAAAUUUGAGCAAUUUGGUAGAUGUUCCUAGUAAAGGAAAAAAGUUUACUUGGUUCGGAGGAGAUGGGAAGGCGAGAAGUAGAAUUGAUAGAUUUCUUGUGGCGGACAAUAUUGUGAACAAAUGGGGAGUUGUUUGCCAAAUGGUGGGUGAUCGGGAUGUGUCGGAUCAUUUUCCGAUUUGGUUGAUUAGUAAUAAAGUGAAUUGGGGCCCAAAACCUUUUAAGGUGAAUGGGGAAUGGUUCUCGAACAAGGAUUUCUUACCGUUUGUGGAGAAGGUGUGGAAAGAAUUAGUGGUGGAAGGGAGAGGAGAUUCCGUGCUUAAAGAAAAGUUGAAAAUUCUUAAAGAGAGUCUUAAGUGGUGGAAUUUGAACGUGUUUGGCAAGUAUGAUUUGGCGGUGGAGGAAGGGGUUCGUGUUAUGAAUGAGGGAGACGAGAUGGUGGAUGAUGUUGAUAGAGGGGAGGAUAGUUUGGGGGAAGAUGAGGUGAGAAGAAAACGAAGAGCUUGUAGUGAUUUUUGGUUUCAUCUUAAAAUAAAAGAGAACAUGUUGAUUCAAAAGUCGAGGUUAAAGUGGUUGAAUGAUGGAGAUUGUAAUAGUAGAUAUUUCCAUAAUAUCAUGAAAUCGAGGAGAAUCCGUAAUCAUAUCGGUUCUAUUGUUACGGAAAGGGGAGUGGUUGACUCGGUGGAGGAGGUUAAGUAG